This is a messenger RNA of Theobroma cacao (cacao), 2597 nucleotides long. RefSeq names its product Cyclophilin-like peptidyl-prolyl cis-trans isomerase family protein. Gene Ontology annotation, cellular component: cytoplasm. Gene Ontology annotation, biological process: protein folding; protein peptidyl-prolyl isomerization. Gene Ontology annotation, molecular function: cyclosporin A binding; peptidyl-prolyl cis-trans isomerase activity. The record is from RefSeq and is a predicted model, not a curated record. Lineage: Eukaryota; Viridiplantae; Streptophyta; Magnoliopsida; Malvales; Malvaceae.
UAAGAUGUUUACGAAACUGACGUCACCAAAAAAGGAAAAUGAAAAACCAAAUGAAGUGCUAGACUGCUAGCGCUAGCCGCUAGGUAAAAUUUCUCAACAAAGAAGCUAAGCAUAAGCAAGCAGCCAGCCAAGUCGAACGCUCUCUUCGUGAACCAGUAAUUAUCGCCACCUUUUUGAGUUUCGAGUUCACCCAGCUCGAGUUGCGGCUCUCCCCAGUUUGAGGAGAGAUGAGUAAGAAAAAGAACCCUUUGGUAUUCUUAGAUGUGUCAGUUGAUGGAGAUCCAGUGGAAAGAAUUAUUAUUGAGCUUUUUGCAGAUGUUGUUCCUAAGACAGCUGAGAAUUUCCGGGCACUCUGUACAGGUGAAAAGGGCGUUGGCAAAUCUACUGGGAAGCCAUUGCACUAUAAAGGAUCAUUUCUUCAUCGAAUAAUCAAAGGAUUCAUGGCCCAAGGUGGUGACUUUUCAAAGGGAAAUGGCACUGGUGGAGAAAGUAUAUAUGGAGGGAAGCUUGUAGAUGAGAAUUUUAAACUGGCUCAUGAUGGACCUGGUGUUCUCUCUAUGGCGAACAGUGGUCCAAACACAAAUGGAUCUCAAUUCUUUAUAACAUUCAAGCGCCAACCACAUCUUGAUGGGAAGCACGUUGUUUUUGGAAAGGUAAUCAAGGGAAUGGAUGUUUUGAAGAAAAUUGAGCAAGUAGGAACAGGUGAUGGGAAGCCUGCAAAACCUGUAAAAAUAUCAGACUGUGGUGAAACCUCCAAAAGUAAAAUUCAGGAUGCUGUUGGGAAAGCAAAAGGAAAAGGGAAGAAAUCAGGAAAAGUUCCUUCUUCAGAUAGUUCUGAUGGGCAAGCUAGAGGAAGAGGCAAAAACUCUCUGAAGGAUAGAAGGAAAAAAAGAAAGAGGAGAUAUUCUUCAUCUGAUUCAUACAGCUCUGACUCUUAUUCUGAUUCCUAUUCUUCAGAUUCAGAUACUGAUGUCUCUGCAUCUGAGUCAAGUUCCUCUAGUGAUGGAAGAAGGCACAGGAGAAGGAGGUCAGCAAAAAGAAAUAAGCAGCAACGUGGGAAUAAGAGGAAGGAUGGGCGAAGAGAGAGGAAAAGAGGUCGGCAAGAAAAACGAUCAAAGCGCAAAUCCAAAUGGAGUUCAGGUAGUUCAAGUGACACUGAGAGUGAGAGUACAAGCACUAGCAGUGGCAGUGAUGAUGAAAAGGCUGGCAGUCGUCGUGUUUCUACUCAUGCUAAUCGUAUUCCCAAAGAUGCUGAAAAUGAAUCACCACAGAACCUUGAUGCGGAGAAGAAUCAGCCAAGCCGACUUUUUGGGAAAGAUGCUAAUGCAGGACAAGGAAGGAAAAAUGAGUUGAAGGUGAUUGAGGACGACACAUCCCAUGAAGAAGGUGAAUUGUCACCGAAAGGUGUGGAUGUUCCGAACAAUGGUCAUGGCAAUAAGGCUGCUAAUCAACGUAACUAUCUAGAUGGCUCAGACAGAUCAAGUGUAAGUCCAACCCUUAAGCGGAGGCCAAACAACCAUAGAAGCAGCCAAAGCAUGAGUCCUUCCAGGAAAUCUGUUCUGCAGAACCGGGAAAGGACUUCACGUAGUCCACUGGGUAGUCCUGCAAGGAAAGCCUCUGCAUCUAAGCAAGGACAUAUUUCCUCAAGAAGUCCAUCUCCAGGUGGCGCGUCAAAGCGCAUAAGAAAAGGUCGUGGCUUUACUGACCGCUAUUCCUUUGCACGUCGAUACCGUACACCUUCUCCCGAGAGUUCGCCUCAAAGAUCCUACCGUUAUGGUGGAAGAAAUUUUCAAAAAAGAAACCAUGAUAGAUAUUCAAGCUAUAGAAAUCAUUCUGAUCGCUCCCCCAGCAGACGUUAUAGAAGCCCUCCAAGAGGCCGUAGUCCCCACAGAUAUGAACGCAGAAGUAGAAGUAGGAGUGUUUCUCGCAGCCCAGUUGGUUAUCGGGGGCGAUAUAGAGAUCAUAGUCAUAGCCAGAGUCCUAUUCGAAGUCCUACUCCUAGAGAUAAACGACCUGCCAUAAGUGAGGGGUUAAAAUCUCGUCUUGGUCCUCGAAUGGAUGAUCAACACUCCCCAUACAAAGACAGAUCAAAGUCCAGGUCCUCUAGGUCAAGGAGUCGUGGUUCCUCUCAUUCUAGAUCUCCAACUAUCUCAACACCAAGACGUCGGAACAGAAAAUCAUCUUCUCCUAGCAUGUCAAAAUCUAGCUCACCUUCUGGACAGAGAGGAUUGGUGUCUUACGGAGACUAAAUCUAAUUGAUCAGGCUAAGAAGCCUAGUUGUCUUAAUUGCAUUCGGUUUGCAACACCAGUUGAAGAGUGUGGGAGGGCAUGCCAUUUUAUAUGCAGUUAUCAGUUUUCAGAUAUAAUCAGAUUGUCGUCGAUUUAGAGUUGCAAAAUAGUUUUAUUUAUCUUUGAACAUGGAAAUAGACUUCAAGAGCUUUUGCCUGAAACAGCAAGAGAUGCAUACUUGGCGAUGCAUAUGCUAAGUAGGUUUGAAACUUUAAUGUUGCAUUUCAGAACUGCAAUUGUUUUCUAUCGUGAUUUCCAGUGUCAGUGGCCAUCAAAUAAUUAAACUUUGUUUCUGUGGUAUUUUCUUA